Molecule: messenger RNA, 982 nt
Organism: Colossoma macropomum (tambaqui)
Lineage: Eukaryota; Metazoa; Chordata; Actinopteri; Characiformes; Serrasalmidae
Product: NEDD4-binding protein 1-like
Exons: 9
Coding region: 1-891 (296 amino acids)
Cellular component (GO): cytoplasmic ribonucleoprotein granule; nucleus
Molecular function (GO): RNA endonuclease activity; mRNA binding
Source: RefSeq, a predicted model, not a curated record
AUGAUAGGAGCUUUUAGGUCGCCAAAGAGCAACCGCAGUGAUGACCUCAAGCUCAAACUGCGGAAGGAGAGAGCGAACCGGAGUAAAGAGCAGUCUGGACCUGCGGUUCUGUGGAACCAGCCUGAACCUGUUCUGAAGGCUUUCUCCAUCUUCAUGGACCUGCUGCAGCAGAGUCAGCGUGACUACACGCUGUCCACUCAGAGAAACGAGAAGAGAGAGGAGAGGAGGAGCAAGGGCUCAGAGAGGAGGAGCGAGGGCUCGGAGGAGAGGGAAGUGCCCCGUGUCUGGCUGGGGUCAGGAGAAUGUCAGUCAGGGUCUGGGGUCAGCAGGCCUGCGGUCAGUGGAACCCGGCGUUUUCUAGAGAGCCUGCAGACGCCCUUUAACCUCUGUCUGAGCGAUGACCCCGGUGACCCCUCACUGAGGCAGGUGGUCAUAGAUGGCAGUAAUGUGGCCAUGAGUCAUGGUCUGGGACGGUUCUUCUCAUGUCGUGGUAUUGCUCUGGCCGUUCAGCACUUCUGGCUCAGAGGUCACCGCAGGAUCACGGUGUUUGUUCCACAGUGGAGGAAGAAGAGGGACCCUUGGGUCAAAGAGCAGCACUUCCUGACCAAGCUGUAUAAUCUGGGCCUGCUGUCUUUCACACCCUCCAGAGAUCUUCUGGGCGUCAGGAUCAGCUCCUACGACGACAGGUUCAUGCUGCAGCUGGCCCAGAAGACAGACGGAGUGAUUGUAACCAACGACAACCUGAGAGACCUUGUCACUGAGUCAGAGCAGUGGAGGAACAUCAUCCACAAGAGGCUGCUACAGUACACAUUUGUGGGAGAUUAUUUUAUGCUGCCUGAGGAUCCACUCGGCCAAAACGGACCAAAUCUCAAUGACUUCCUGCAGACCUAGAUCUCACUGUUGAUUCAUCUUUAAAAACAUACAAAAAAAGAGUUUGAGUGACUUUGGGAUCUUCGCUCUCUCGCUCUCUCUCUGAAUUGUG